Messenger RNA from Prorocentrum cordatum, 2012 nucleotides. Lineage: Eukaryota; Dinophyceae; Prorocentrales; Prorocentraceae. The record is from the annotation of a GenBank genome assembly.
CCAUCGGGCGACCGCGAGGCGCCUCCAGCCGCACGCGCGGCGCCGAGGGCCGGCUCCGGCGCGCGCGCCCGCUGCACCUCGGCUCCCGCGCGCGCUCGAAGUCUCUGCGCGCCCGCGGCGGUGCCCGGCGGGCGCGUGGCCCCCGCCGCGGGCGUCGAUGGACUGGCCGCUGAGCCGCCGGGAGGCGCAGCGGUGCGCCCUGCUGUACUACCAGCGGGAGGCGACGGCCGCCGAGGAGGAGAUGCGCAGCAAAGACGAGGCGCUCCGCAGAGCCAGAAAGGAGCUCCGGCGCGCGAGCACGGGCUGCAGGGUGAGCCGCGAGCCGCCCCCGCUGCCGUCCGCGGACAGCUGCGCUGCGUCUUCCCAGACGCACCUGCGCCCGAGGUGCGGGCUCGCGCUGCUCAUUGUGGUGGCGGCCGCGGUGUCGCUGGCCGACCUGUACGCCGUCGGGCCCGACGCGGCGGACCAGCACUACAGAAGCGAGCAGCACCACGGGGGGCACCACGACGGAGUCGAGCACCACGCCGCAGACAGGCCCUACAGAAACGAGCAGCACCUCGGUGCCCACGACGGAGUCGAGCACCGCGUCGCGGACCAGCACAACGAAUAUGAUCAGCAUCGCGGAGCCCACUACCACGGAUUCGGGCACCACGUUGCGGACCAGCCCUACAACAGCGAGCAGCACCUCGGUGUUCUUCGCCGUGGAACCGAGCACCAUGCCGAGGACCAGCACAACGGACACGAGCAGAACCACGGGGUCCAGAACCGUGGAGUCGAGCACCACGUCCUGGACCAGCACGAUGUAAACGAGCAUUACUAUGGGGUCCGCCACGAUGAAGUCGAGCACCACGUCGCAGACCAGCCCUACGGAAACGAGCAGCACUUCGGUGCUCAUCACCGUGCGAUCGAGCAUCACGUCGAGGACCAGCACAGUGGGCACGAGCACGAGAUCACGGACCAGCACUGCGGAAAUGAGGAGCAGCACCACAUCACUUCCCAGGCGAACCACACGGUCGACCACGGCGGAGCUGCGCCCCACAACGUGGACCAGCACCAAGGAGUCGAGCAGGUUUUCGGUGACCGCCACCACGGGGCUCUCUGGGGCCUUCUCGGGGGUCUCCUGGUCGUCUUAGGCGCCUGGUGUGUGCAGGCGCUGGGCGUGAUCUCCCCGCGGGGCAAGUCGAACUGCGCGGGCGAAGCGCCUCCGUCCACCGCAGGGACGGCAGCGGCUGUCUCCGGCGCGCCGCUUGCUGCAUUGGCUGCCGCGGCUCCCGCGGCCCCUGAGGCGGCAGAGGCUGCUCCAGACCAUCCCCAGGCGUUGGACUCGACGCGGCCGGCGGGGAGUUCCCCGGGCAGUCGUUCUGCAUCGGCUGUGGUCGUGGGGGCAGGACGCGGCUUGGCCAGCUCGUGCCCGGCAGCCGCUGCCGCGCCAGCUCCCGCCCCGCCGCCGCGGGCCGAGGAAGAGGCGCCUGCGCACACCGAGGAGGAGGCCGAGAUGCAGCGGGCCACCCGCCGCAUCAUGCAGCUCAUACAGCAGUUCAACAGCGUAACGGCGGAGGACUUCGAGGAUCUGAAGAGGGAGCUGGUGAUGCUUCUGAAGAGGGACCUCCCCAGAACCGGUCAGAUGUUCUCCAUGCUGAAGGGCGAGGCGACUCGAAUCAUUGCGAUGCACAGCUUGUGUUACACCGUCGUCAGAACGACCGUCUUGACGACGAGCCUGUCCAUCGAGCAGGGCAAGCCGAUCAGGCGCAUGGAGGUGGGCGAGGCCAUGGAGGUCACGCAGGGGCCCACGAUGGAUCCGUCCAUCGGCGCCUCUCGGAUUUUGGGGCGCGCCCUCAAGGACGGUGCCACCGGCUGGGCGACCGUCGCCGGCAGCAACGGCACCGCGUUCCUGAAGAGCGGCGUGCACGGCGGCGCAAAGAGAGCCCUCGGCGGCGCGUGAGCCGGGCGGGGGGCACUUUCCGGGCCAGGGAUGCCUAAGCUUCUGGCAGCCCGAAAAAUUCGGGAGGGGA